This is a messenger RNA of Aspergillus chevalieri, 903 nucleotides long. RefSeq names its product putative bZIP transcription factor (MetR). Gene Ontology annotation, molecular function: DNA-binding transcription activator activity, RNA polymerase II-specific; RNA polymerase II transcription regulatory region sequence-specific DNA binding. Gene Ontology annotation, cellular component: nucleus. Gene Ontology annotation, biological process: regulation of transcription by RNA polymerase II. The record is from RefSeq and is a predicted model, not a curated record. The transcript has 2 exons. Lineage: Eukaryota; Fungi; Ascomycota; Eurotiomycetes; Eurotiales; Aspergillaceae. The coding region runs from base 1 to 903 and encodes 300 amino acids.
AUGUCCGAAUUCAAUGGCCGUCGCGCCCCCAACUUCUCCCAAUACCUUGAUGACUUGAAUGCGAUUCCAUCGCCCUACGACCAGGCUGUGCAGCAGCAACAAAAACAGGAAUCGUUCAACCUCGACGCUGAAUUGUCGCUCUUCACCAACGCCGAGUUCUUUGAUUUCGACCAGUUCGGAGAACUGAACCUGCCUAUAUUCGACUCGGUGGACAAUGACAAGUUGAAGGACAACUCGAACAAUGCUGAGCAGAACCCGGAUCUGAAGUUUUUGGAUUUCCUCAAGGAUGGUUUGAACAACAUGAACAAUGAUUUCCCAUCCGCGAACUUCAACAAUGCUAGCACCAACAACUCUGCUGGCCAGUCUCUGUCCACUCAGAAUGUUCCAUUCACACAUGCCCCAUCGGUCUCGAACGGGCUCCCUAACCUGAACGCGGCUGAGUUCUCCAGCCAGCCGUCCCCAAUCUCUCCAUCUCAGCCAUCUGCCCCGGCUCAAGCAUCCACACCGGCUCCGACCCCCAAGUCUACUGCUUCCAAGCGUAAGCCGAGCCACAAGCCAACUCCGAUGAGCAUUGAGGAGGCCUCGCGCAACGCUGCCGAGGAGGACAAGCGUCGUCGUAACACUGCCGCCAGUGCUCGUUUCCGUGUGAAGAAGAAGAUGCGGGAGCAAACCUUGGAGAAGACAGUAAAGGACACCACUGAGAAGAACGCCGCCCUCGAGGCCCGGGUGACAGCCUUGGAACUGGAGAACCAAUGGCUGAAGAACCUGAUCACAGAAAAGAACGGCCGGUCUCCUGAUGAGGGUAAGACUUCGCAGAACGAUAUUGCAAGUAUGUUCAAGAAGUUCUUGGCCGCUCAGAAGAAUCUGUCAGAGAGUAGAGAGGUCGAGACAACAAGUUCAUGA